UCCCGGUUCCGAGUCAUGGCAACGGCGUGACGUGAGGGUACUGGGAGCUGCGGGAGCAGCGGUCGCGGCUUCAGUUCUAGCCUACCCGGCCGCCCGGGCGGGAGCAGGGGCGAGAGGAGCCGCAGCCCCGGGCAGCUCUUGCGCUCGGGGACCCUGAACCCGCCCGGCGGCCCCUUCCUGCCGCUUUUCCUCCCGAGCGAGGAAGGCGCAGCGGUUGUCAGAGCUGAGAGAAUAAGGGAGGGUCGCGCGCAUGGCCUCGGCGGGCGCGCGGCGGCUCCCAGCCGGGACGCGCGCGGCGGCCCAGCGCUGCUGCGGCUUCGCGCUCCUCCCAGGCGCGCUCCCGGCUCCGCCCCCCGGCCCUCCGCGACGGCCGCGACCAAUGAGAUUUCUGAUGUCCUGCAGCCUCUUCUUACCCCGGGCUGCCCAGGUCUUGGUGGCUGAGGCUGGCUUACCUCCCAGGCGUUCCUUCAUGGGCUUUGCUGCCCCCUUCACUAACAAGCGAAAAGCUUACUCGGAGCGUAGAAUCAUGGGGUACUCAAUGCAGGAGAUGUACGAAGUGGUGUCCAAUGUCCAGGAGUAUCGUGAGUUUGUGCCCUGGUGUAAGAAGUCUUUGGUGGUAUCUAGCCGCAAAGGUCACCUGAAGGCCCAGUUAGAGGUUGGGUUUCCACCUAUUGUGGAACGUUACACGUCUGCUGUUUCCAUGGUCAAACCUCACAUGGUCAAGGCUGUUUGCACUGAUGGCAAGCUCUUCAACCACUUAGAGACCAUUUGGCGAUUCAGUCCGGGUAUUCCUGCCUACCCACGAACUUGCACUGUGGACUUUUCGAUUUCCUUUGAAUUUCGUUCUCUGCUGCACUCCCAGCUGGCCACCAUGUUUUUUGAUGAGGUUGUCAAACAGAAUGUUGCUGCCUUCGAGCGUCGGGCAGCCACCAAGUUUGGUCCAGAAACAGCCAUCCCCCGUGAACUGAUGUUCCAUGAGGUGCACCAGACUUGAGGCAAAGGAUUGUUCCUGGCCUCUCCUCUACUCUCCCUCCCAAUCCAAUUCUCUUAUUUAUUUCAUUUGGCUCCUGAUCCAAUCUAAGAGAAGAGUCUGUGUUUAUAAUGUUUUCCUUCUCAAUUCCCCAGAAAUUGGGCUCUAAGCUGGCUACAAAUGCUGGGGCACAAAGGUAGGGGGGUACAGAAAGAAGACAUGCCUAGGAGAUGGUCAGGCUCAUCUUGAGAGCCCCAUAUGCCUGAUGUCUGCAGUCUUCUCAUAGUGAAUUAUAUUCAGGACUGUGUGGUUCUUUUUGACCCUGUCAACAUACCUUAGUGUCUGACCAGAGUAAGAUAGCAACUUUUCUAAGGAUUGUAUAAACCAAGCUUUUUCCUCUGACAGAGGUACUGGGUGGUCAAUAAUUGUUGCCCACCUAAGAUGCUUCAGGAAAUGCCUGAGAUCUGGCCCCAGAUUGAAAUCCAUAUGAUCUCACUUUUAAAAAUAUUUCCAUGCUGCCUGGUUAGUGGAGAGCACGAGGCUGUCUUAACAUCAGUGCCACAGGGGCAAGGAGAAAAAAAGCACUGAAGAGAAUUGUACUCUUGGGUUGUACCUUAUUCUUCUACUUGGCCUGAGUUUUUAUAAAAUUUCAAUAAAUUAAUUGUGACAGUGUGAA
This is a messenger RNA of Leopardus geoffroyi (Geoffroy's cat), 1646 nucleotides long. RefSeq names its product coenzyme Q10A (gene COQ10A). Gene Ontology annotation, cellular component: mitochondrion. NCBI's taxonomy places the organism in Eukaryota, Metazoa, Chordata, Mammalia, Carnivora, Felidae. The coding region runs from base 251 to 994 and encodes 247 amino acids. Gene Ontology annotation, biological process: cellular respiration; ubiquinone biosynthetic process. Gene Ontology annotation, molecular function: ubiquinone binding. The transcript is spliced from 5 exons. The record is from RefSeq and is a predicted model, not a curated record.